This is a messenger RNA of Rhinocladiella mackenziei CBS 650.93, 354 nucleotides long. RefSeq lists its product as uncharacterized. NCBI's taxonomy places the organism in Eukaryota, Fungi, Ascomycota, Eurotiomycetes, Chaetothyriales, Herpotrichiellaceae. The transcript has a single exon. The record is from RefSeq and is a predicted model, not a curated record. Bases 1 to 354 code for a protein of 117 amino acids.
AUGAAAGCUCUGAUAAUCAGCUUCUUGGUUUGGCGCCGCUGUUCGACCUACGGCUUCGGUAUCCAAAGUCCCUCUGGUUGUCGACCAAUAUAUGCUAUCAAGGAAACUAUUCCAACGGGUCGAAUCUUUCUGGACAUCGGUUUCGGUCAAGAUACAUCUAGCAAGAACCAUUCGCAAGCACUAACGCCUUCGCCUCCCUUAAAAAUACCGCUAUCGAUACCCCAAGCACCGCAAGAUCUCAACAUAUUUGACAAUGCCACCAACAUUUCCGAAAAUUGCCUGAAGUUGCGCGUGGGCGGACCAGCCAAUACCUCGGCAGAUGCCAAAAUUACCCGUCAUGGUUUGGAAAUAUAG